GGUUUCCUCGCGUCUCUCUCGCAGUUCGAUGGAAUGAUCAAGAGACCGUAGCCGAGUCAAGACUCGAACCCUUCCUUGAACCUUCUCUCCUCCGCGUCGUAAAAGAAAAACCCUCAGACGACUCUUCUAGAAGUCAGACGGCCCAAAAAUCCUCAUUUUUUUUUUCUCCGCAUAAUAAAAAAGAAAGAAAGAAAGAAAAAAGAGGAACGAGAUGGCGUCUGAGAUCGAGAUCGUUGAAGAUGGAGGAGCAGAAGCAAGGCGAGGUCGGGAGGCGACUGCGAACGGAGGGAUUGGAGGAGGAGGAGUUCCGGAGUCGCAGGGCGGCGAGAUCCUUCGGGAUGAUGUGUAUACGGCCGCGGCGUACGGGGAUUUAGAGAAGCUGCAGAGAUUGGUUGAGAGCGAGGGAUGCUCCGUAUCGGAACCCGACGGCCUCGGAUACUCCGCGUUGCAGUGGGCUGCGUUGAAUAAUCGGACGGCAGCCGUGCAGUAUAUAAUCCAGCAUGGGGGAGAUGUAAAUGCGGCUGACCUUACAGGUCAGACAGCACUGCAUUGGAGUGCUGUGCGUGGUGCAGUUCAGGUUGUGGAGCUUUUACUUCAGGAGGGUGCUAGGGUGAAUGCUGCUGAUUCAUACGGAUAUCAGAUGACUCAUGUUGCAGCACAGUAUGGUCAGACAGCUUUUCUCUAUCAUGUUGUUACAAAGUGGAAUGCUGAUCCAGAUUUGCCUGAUAAUGAUGGAAGAAGCCCUCUUCAUUGGGCUGCAUACAAAGGUUUUGCUGAUUGUAUACGUCUUUUAUUAUUUCUUGAUGCUUAUAGGGGGCGGCAAGAUAAAGAAGGUUGUACUCCUCUCCAUUGGGCUGCUAUCAGGGGGAACCUGGAGGCAUGUACAGUGCUAGUUCAGGCAGGAAAGAAAGAAGACUUGACAGUAACAGACAGCACAGGCUUUACUCCGGCACAACUAGCUUCUGAUAAGAAUCAUCGGCAAGUUGCUUUUUUCCUCGGAAAUGCUAGAAGGUUAUUAGAUAAACGCUGCGACGGGAACAGUCGGCUUGGAAAAAUUACUAAAUUAGGGCUUGCACCUAUACUUUGGUGUAUGAUUAUAGUUCUACUCGCUAUCUACGUUCAUUCAGUCAUCACAGCAUCAUAUCUGUCGAAGUUGACUGCUGCAUUUGGACUUUUUGCAUGGUCGGGUGUUUUCCUUGCAUCUGCUGGACUAGUAAUGUUUUAUAGGUGUAGCAGGAAGGAUCCUGGUUACAUCAAAAUGAAUUUGCAUGAUUCCCAAAAUCUGAAAGAUGACGAGCCCUUAUUGAAGACAGAGUUGAAUAAUCCAGCCUUAUUGGCUGGGAAUUGGUCUCAGCUCUGUGCAACGUGCAAGAUCGUCAGGCCUCUUCGCGCAAAGCACUGUUCCACUUGUGAUCGUUGCGUUGAGCAGUUUGAUCAUCACUGUCCUUGGGUGUCGAAUUGUAUUGGCAAGAGAAACAAGUGGGAUUUCUUUAUGUUUCUUAUUCUCGAAGUGUCUGCAAUGCUGGUUACCGGAGCCAUAGCUUCCAUACGAAUCUUUACAGAUCCAAUUGCACCAACCUCUUUUGGAGCAUGGGCGAACCAUGCUAGCACUCAUCAUACUGGGGCUAUGUCAUUUCUGAUUGUGGAUUUUCUUCUUUUCUUUGGUGUUGCUGUCUUAACUAUUGUACAAGCUUCACAGAUUUCCCGCAACAUUACCACAAAUGAAAUGGCAAAUGUUAUGCGCUAUAGCUAUCUCAGAGGACCAGGUGGUGGUUUCAGAAAUCCAUAUGAUCAUGGCAUUCGAAAGAACUGCUCUGAUUUCUUGAUUCGUGGCUAUAGUGAAGAUGUUGAACUACCGAUUACUGCUGAGGGAAUUGGCAUGGUUCAGAUGACCAGUAACACAAACUUGCAAAAUGGCGAGAGCCACUCUCAUCAUACCAACAGUAAUGGCCACAUUUAUGUUGAUGUGGAUUCUAGAAACAUGGGACCUCAUGGACAUGUACAUUCCUCCCAAUGCAGCCAUAACCAUGAUAAGAAAGACAGGGUCCCUUUGGGCUUGGGUCUUGGGCUUGGACGGAACAAUGUUCAUCAGCAUAGCACCUGUUCUGUUGUGGCCUCGUGAUUUGUCAUCAUAUGGUAAGAGGCGAUACUGUAUCUUUGUAGCUGUAACUGCUUCAAAAGCUUAACAUGAGCUCCCUUAGUUCCAUUCGAUGCAGUUUGGUGCAGUUAGUGAUCUUUCUGCAUUUUCCGU
Molecule: messenger RNA, 2251 nt
Organism: Magnolia sinica
Lineage: Eukaryota; Viridiplantae; Streptophyta; Magnoliopsida; Magnoliales; Magnoliaceae
Product: protein S-acyltransferase 24-like
Exons: 13
Coding region: 212-2122 (636 amino acids)
Biological process (GO): protein palmitoylation
Cellular component (GO): Golgi membrane
Molecular function (GO): protein binding; palmitoyltransferase activity
Source: RefSeq, a predicted model, not a curated record